CCAGCAUUGUUACAACUGUAUCAUCUGGUUGCCAAUAGAAUGCUGUUUAGUUUUGAGGGGAGGGGUUUCGUGACUUCGAGCCUUUUUACAUGGGAAAGUCGGAAUUCGAGCCGUAGCCGUUGUGAUCAAAAUGAUAGUCAAACAGCAAGGUAUUUCUCGGGAAGGAUUGUGCAAUAUAGGCAUGCUUGAACAGAUUUAAUUGAACCCAAUCGCUCGCUUCAUGCAGCGAGGGGGGUAUGGCUGUAAGCAGAAUCCUACCCCUGUUGCUGUUCUGGGUAGCCUCAACAGUGUGUGACAGUCACAUCAAGCCAAGCGAAUUUCUCUGCAAUGAGGUGGAAAGAGGCAGACUGAGGAACCAAGCUGAGAACUUGUGCAAACGAAUGAAUAACUGCAGUGACCUGACCAAGCCUCUCUCUCCUGAAAUUCGGUUGCCUGAUGCCAGCAUACACAAAGAAACGUGGGAGAAGAUUCACUUUAAGGACAGAAUGGCUGAAGUCCUGCAGUCGCUGCGUAAUCUGGUGCAGGAUGUGGAGGCUGCCAGGGAGAGCAUGCAAUCUGGCUGUGGUUCCUCUCUACUAGAGGGAUUGGAACAUAACGCCAGGAACUACCAGGGAAUACUGACUCAUCCCAGCGUCGCUGUAGAGGUAGAACGACUACAUCCUGGGGAGACGACCAGACCACCCAUAAUCCAAAAGUCCUCUUCUAACAUUAAACAGAUCCUGAGGCAUUUUGACAACCUAUUAAAAGGCAAACUGGAAUUGCUCAUGAUGGAACUAGAUGUAAGCUGUCACUGAUUUCCUCUGAACUGUGGAACAGGAAAUAAGUGACAAAACAAGUGCUGUUUUAGUUUUGGGGAACUGCUUUACCAUGGGAAGGACUCACAGUACAUUGUUAUGGAAUUACUACUCCCUCUAACGGUCAGACUUUGAACUACACUGAUGGAGCAUGGCACCUGUUGAGACAUGGUGUACACAAUGGCAACAUAGAACAAUUAAUUCAUCUAUGUAUCUAAAUGCAUCAUGUUGUAGAAAUCACAACUGUACUAUCAUUUGUAAAGUUAUGAGAAACGCUAAGGGAUGUGGAUCAUAACCACUCCUACAAUAUUACACUCCUCCAGGACCAAGGCCUGAUGUAGUGCCUACAUAUUUCCUGGUUGUUUUUCUUCUCUUUGUUUUACUUUUAUGAUGUUAAUAUCUUAUUUUUAUUGUAUUCAACUGGUAUUUUCAAUACAGUUGAAAAUCAAGGAGGGAGUGACAAUAUCCAAGAUCGGGAAAGAACUGUGCAUAAAACUAUCCAUAAUUAUAGUCUACAAUUAUGUACAACUGAGUGAGCUAAGGAAUUUAUGCUCAAACUUAUGCUGAGGGCUGCUGUUAUUUUUCUUGUAGCUCAUCACAGUCAUCACAAAGGAUCACCACAUAGUCCAAAAUCAAAAAGUGCUUUUGUUAUAUUCAGCCAAUGUACAGUGGGUCUCUUAGUCUUCAAUGUCAGUUUUGUGGAAAUUAUGUAAGCCUACGCAUGUGAGCCAUCAAACUUUAAGGAAAUCCUAAACCUGACCAUAUACAGCAUGCAGCAAGCAUUCUGGGCUCUAUGUUCUGUGAAUGAUGUAGUUAUUAUCCAGUGUGAGUGUAGCAUCUAGUAAUUCUGAAUGUGAUCUCAUUUCAAAAGUUGGUGAAUGUGCCUUUUAGUAAAUGUGAGUCUGAGUUUUUGUAUCAUUAUCUCCAGUGUGAUUUUUCCUAUUUGCCACCCUUGGCCUCAGCUUUGUGCAAGUUUACAGAAGCCCUUGUCAGUUUACCAUCCUGUGCCACUGUCUGAAUACUUCUUUGUGUGUACCCAAUAAACAGCAAGGAAGCCAAAGA
Alosa alosa (allis shad) is the source of this 1856-nucleotide messenger RNA. It is a transcript of the gene thpo, whose product is annotated as thrombopoietin. The coding region runs from base 237 to 794 and encodes 185 amino acids. The record is from RefSeq and is a predicted model, not a curated record. Gene Ontology annotation, molecular function: cytokine activity; hormone activity. Lineage: Eukaryota; Metazoa; Chordata; Actinopteri; Clupeiformes; Clupeidae. Gene Ontology annotation, cellular component: extracellular region. Gene Ontology annotation, biological process: cell population proliferation. The transcript has 5 exons.